Messenger RNA from Parathielavia appendiculata, 2470 nucleotides. Its product is annotated as Krr1-domain-containing protein. The record is from RefSeq and is a predicted model, not a curated record. The transcript has a single exon. Bases 121 to 2196 code for a protein of 691 amino acids. Gene Ontology annotation, cellular component: nucleolus; 90S preribosome. Lineage: Eukaryota; Fungi; Ascomycota; Sordariomycetes; Sordariales; Chaetomiaceae. Gene Ontology annotation, biological process: endonucleolytic cleavage in ITS1 to separate SSU-rRNA from 5.8S rRNA and LSU-rRNA from tricistronic rRNA transcript (SSU-rRNA, 5.8S rRNA, LSU-rRNA).
UAAAAAGUUCAGAAGUCGCUAAAAGUUAACCAACUUCUUCCUACUCCUCUGGGUGCCUCCAGAUACGCGCCUUUUUCACGGCAUCGGACUUCCAGAAGGCUGAGACCUGAAGUUCUGGACAUGGUGCCAGUUCCAGCAAAGCGCGUGCAGAGCGCCCCUCAAGGCGACAUGAGUGUUCCUAAGAAAGCCCUGUUUGACGACUCUGCAUCCAGCAGCGAAGACGAUCAGGAGGACGGUGGUGCUACGCUGGGUCCCUCGGCCGAGCUUAAGAUCAACCAAGAGUACGCCCGCCGGUUUGAACACAACAAAAAACGGGAGGAGCUUCACAGGCUACAGGAGAAGUACAAGACGGCUUCCGGAGGAGACGAGGAGUCCGAGUCAUCUUCCGAGGAGGAGACCGAGGACGAUGAGGCCGCGCUUAUAACCGAAGACCUGGACGCCGAGAUCUCGGCGACCCUGCAGGCCAUCAAGAACAAGGACCCCAGGAUCUACGACAAGAAUGCCGUCUUCUACAAGCCCUUUGACCCGACCGCCGAGCCAAAGAAGAAGGAGGAAAAGCCCAUGUUCCUGCGCGACUACCACCGUGAGCGGUAUUUGAGCGGCGAUGUUGGCGCUGACGAUGACAGUGCUGCUGCCGCCGACGUUCCAAGGACGUAUGCGCAGGAGCAAGACGACAUCAAGAAGUCCAUAUUGUCCGAGAUCAACGCAGCCGCGGACGAGGAGGAGUGGAGCGACGACGAUGCCUUCAUCAAGCCCGUCAAGAAGGACGAUGCUCCCGCACAGAACGGCAUCCACCCGUCGCGAGCGUCCCACAUCACCCUAACCGAGCUCGACGUCGCCAAUGCCGACAAGGACCCAGAGGACUUUCUGAACAAGUUCAUGGCGUCCAAGGCUUGGGCGCCAGAGGGGGCUGGCUCGAAGUGGCAAGCAUUCGAAUCCGAUGACGGCGAAGACGCGGACGACAUAGCUGACGAGUUCGAGCAUGCCUACAAUAUGCGAUUCGAGGACCCAGCCAAGAGCAACGAGUUCCUGAAGACGUACUCGAGGAACAUGGCCGCGGCCCGCUCCGCGAGAAAGGAGGAGCUGACCGGCAGGAAAAAACAGAGAGCGCUUGAGAAGGAGCGGAAGGAAGCCGAGAAGAAGGAGCGUGAGGCGGAACGGGCUCGGUUGCGCCGUCUCAAAAUUGAGGAAGCUUCGGAAAAGUUGGCCAAGAUCAAGCAGGCCGCCGGCAUGAGCGGCAAGACUCUCAAGGACGAGGAGUGGCUAAAAUUCCUAGAAGACGCCUGGGACGACGACAAGUGGGAGGAGGAGAUGAAGAAGCGCUUCAACGACGAAUACUAUGCGCAGGUUGACGACAUGUCUAUGGACGAGGACCAGGAGGACGACGUGUCCGGGGCCAACAACAAGAAGACGAAAAAGCCAAAGAAGCCCAAGUGGGACGACGAUAUUGACAUCAAAGACAUCAUUCCCGACUUCGACGACGAGGUCAAGCCCAACAUCACCCUCUCCGAUGAGGAGGUUGCCCAAGAACAUCAAGCCUCUGAGCAACAAGAAGAAGAGCCCUCCGACACGGACUCGGACUCGCCCCCGGCCAAGAAGCGCAAAACCACGGCCGACCUCAAAAAGGACCGCCUGGCCGCCAAGCGCCAAGCCCGCGUCGAACUAGCCAAGAUCGAGGCCUUGGUCGACAGAAAGAUAGAACUUGAAAACCCUCGCGCCCUCCAAUCCAGUUCCAAGUCCAGCACCGCCGGCGGCGGCUUCCGCUACCGCGAGACGUCGCCCAACUCGUUCGGCCUCACGGCGCGCGACAUCCUGCUCGCGCCCUCGGACGCCGCCCUCAACGAGUUUGCGGGCCUCAAGAAGCUGGCCACCUUCCGCGACGCCGAGAAGAAGCGCAAGGACAAGAAGCGGUUGGGCAAGAAGGCCCGGCUGCGGCAGUGGCGGCGCGAGACGUUUGGCCGCGAGUACGAGCAGUCCGGCCCGACAUUUGGGUUUGAGGCGCUCCUUGGCGACGGUGGAGACGUCAAGGCGGGUGGGGUAACGAGUGGAAGUGGGAGAAAUGGGGAUGGGAAGAAUCCUAGCAGGGUGCCUGUGCCUGUGGUGGCUGGCGGGGAAGGUGGGAUUGUGGAGGGGGAGAGGAAGAAGAAGAGGAAGCGGUCUAAGAAGGGCAAGAAGAGUGUUGAGGCGGAGGCGUAGGUUCGGCGUACUUGUCUAGAUGUUGGUUAUAGUGGGGGCCUUGUACUGGUUAUUCAUGCCUUGAUCUUGAGGAGAAGAGAAUUCUCGAUGCGUGUAGGUUUUGACUUCCGGGAUGUAUGUUGCUGUCUGCCGACCUCCCGACUGCUCUCCUUGCUCAGUUACUCGUUUCUCAAACCCGACCACCGAUCCAAAACAUGUCAAUCAGUCACCCAUUCACCCGGUCUAGGUCAGUGGCUUUGGUUUGAACCGAAUCCAUUCGAUCGUUCUCUCGCUC